AUGCGGACUUUGGAAGACAAUGUGAAUCGAAUCGACAAACAAACACUCGAGGGAUUUGAGGAAGCGCGAGCCCCUUUCGGUCGUGUCCCAACCUCACGUGGUAUGUGUGAUUGCCUUGUGAAAAUCUGGACCACCGAAGGUGCUGCGGCACUGUUCAAAGGUCUUCGACCCACCUUGCUCAAAUCCUGUGUAUCCAUCUCAUGUCGAUUCACUGUCUACGAACAAGUGUGUCAGCUGAUUUAUCGCGCGCGUCACAAGUCGGCCACCGGACGCACAUUCUAG
Messenger RNA from Echinostoma caproni, 282 nucleotides. The record is from the annotation of a GenBank genome assembly. NCBI's taxonomy places the organism in Eukaryota, Metazoa, Platyhelminthes, Trematoda, Plagiorchiida, Echinostomatidae.